CCAUAGUCGGAGGUAGCCAUGGACACCUUCUUCCUGUCGCACGGCGCGGUCACGCUCUCCGUCGACGAGACGAUCCCGGCGCGAGCCUUUUACAAGUCGUGGCUGCCGGCGGCCAUCGCGGGCAAGCAGGCGCCGCGUGCUAUCCUCGUCGUGUCCGCCCACUGGGAUACGGAGGCCACGCCGACCGUCAACGUCGUCCACGGCACCAACGACACCAUCUACGACUUCCACGGCUUCCCGGAGGCCAUGUACAAGCUGAAAUACCCUGCGCCGGGCGCGCCUGACGUCGCCGAGAGGACCAAGAAGCUCCUGGAGGACGCCGGGUUCGGGCCGGUGAGCGAGGACCACGGCCGCGGGCUCGACCACGGCGCGUGGGUGCCGCUGAUGCUCAUGUACCCGGACGCCGACAUCCCGGUGUGCCAGCUCUCCGUGCAGAGCGGCCGCGACGGCACCUACCACUACAACCUCGGCAAGGCGCUGGCGCCGCUCAGAGACGAAGGGGUCCUCGUCAUCGGCACCGGCACCGCCACGCACAACCUCAGCAAGAUGGGGCCUCACGAUGCGCCGGUGCCGCAGUGGGCAUCCGAGUUUGACACCAAGGAUUCGCUCCUGGACGGGAGGUACGACGACGUGAAGCAGUAUGAGGAGAAGGCACCCUAUGCCAAGAUGGCACACCCUACGCCGGAUCAUUUCUACCCGCUGCACGUCGCGCUCGGCGCUGCCGGGGACGAGUCCAAGGCGGAGCUGAUCCACCACAGUUGGACCAACGCCUGUAUCUCCUACGCCUCGUACCGUUUCACCGCCAAGAACUGA
Messenger RNA from Lolium rigidum, 813 nucleotides. RefSeq names its product extradiol ring-cleavage dioxygenase-like. The transcript has 3 exons. Lineage: Eukaryota; Viridiplantae; Streptophyta; Magnoliopsida; Poales; Poaceae. Gene Ontology annotation, molecular function: zinc ion binding; oxidoreductase activity, acting on single donors with incorporation of molecular oxygen; ferrous iron binding. Bases 19 to 813 code for a protein of 264 amino acids. The record is from RefSeq and is a predicted model, not a curated record.